AACGGCAUAAGCAUAAACGCUUAUCCACACCCUACCUUUUCUCCGCCAACGAGAGGGUGAGAGCGAGUGAGGGACAGUUCCCAUUGCUGCCAUGGCUUGCGCAGCUCCUUCUGCCAUUCACUCCUCGAGCCCUGGCACUCUCUUAUGCAAAUCUACGAAGCCCAUGGCUUCCGUGCUUCCUUCAAUGCCAUUAUCCCAAACCCUAACCAUCCCCAGAAGCUUCAACGGUCUCCGGAGGCCCUUCCAGUCUCGCGCUUCUAGGCCAAUUUCCUCCCGCAGAUCUUCUUCGAGAAGGAGCUUCAUUGUCAAUGCUAGUGAACUCCCACUGGUUGGCAAUACCGCUCCUGAUUUUGAAGCUGAAGCAGUUUUUGAUCAAGAGUUCAUUAAGGUCAAGCUAUCGGACUAUAUUGGAAAGAAAUAUGUGAUUCUCUUUUUCUAUCCUCUGGAUUUCACAUUUGUUUGCCCCACUGAGAUCACGGCCUUCAGCGACCGAUACUCAGAUUUUGAGAAGUUAAACACAGAGAUACUUGGUGUCUCCAUUGACAGUGUGUUCUCGCACCUUGCAUGGGUGCAGACAGAUAGGAAGUCUGGUGGACUUGGUGAUCUGAAGUAUCCAUUGAUUUCUGAUGUGACUAAAUCAAUUUCAAAAUCUUAUGAUGUAUUGAUCCCCGAUCAGGGUGUUGCAUUGAGGGGACUUUUCAUUAUUGACAAGGAAGGAAUUAUUCAACACUCUACCAUUAACAAUCUGGCCAUCGGCCGGAGUGUUGAUGAGACAAUGAGAACACUCCAGGCAUUGCAGUACGUACAAGAGAAUCCAGACGAGGUUUGCCCAGCCGGAUGGAAGCCGGGAGAGAAGUCCAUGAAGCCAGAUCCCAAGCUUAGCAAAGAGUAUUUUGCGGCUAUAUAAACAUAAACAAAAACAAAGUGAUGCGUUCAUCUCAUCACUGUUAUUAGGAGAGCUCAGAGAAUUUUUUGUAUUCUUGUAAAUAUUUUUUUUUUCUGGUGAAGCAGUUUAUGGAAAUAAAAACAUGCGACAAUUUUGCCGCAAGUUUCCUGAACGACUGACUGUACGGAGCUUCUUUAUAUUGGUAUAUUUCCUCAAUAAAACAGGUUAGGAUUUGUGGUGGC
Molecule: messenger RNA, 1128 nt
Organism: Macadamia integrifolia
Lineage: Eukaryota; Viridiplantae; Streptophyta; Magnoliopsida; Proteales; Proteaceae
Product: 2-Cys peroxiredoxin BAS1, chloroplastic-like
Exons: 7
Coding region: 92-907 (271 amino acids)
Biological process (GO): response to oxidative stress; hydrogen peroxide catabolic process; cellular response to stress
Molecular function (GO): thioredoxin peroxidase activity
Source: RefSeq, a predicted model, not a curated record